Messenger RNA from Macrobrachium nipponense, 2049 nucleotides. RefSeq lists its product as uncharacterized. The transcript has 2 exons. Gene Ontology annotation, molecular function: DNA binding. The record is from RefSeq and is a predicted model, not a curated record. Bases 1 to 2049 code for a protein of 682 amino acids. Gene Ontology annotation, cellular component: nucleus. NCBI's taxonomy places the organism in Eukaryota, Metazoa, Arthropoda, Malacostraca, Decapoda, Palaemonidae.
AUGGCUGAACAUACAGGGACAAAUUUGUCCAAAGGUUCAGGAGGCUUGAAUUUUGAAGAGGGGAAUCCUGAUACGGUAGGAGAGUCAGAGGUGCACGUUCCACAGAAGCUGUCAAAAGAAGAAAAGAGAGAAAUACUCAGAGAGGCUGUGGCAGAUGUGGAAGCAGGGAUGUCAAUAUCUCAGAUUGCUCAAAAAUAUUCAUUAUCCUGUACCACUAUAAGAAAUUGGUUACAAAUGGGCCUGGAUCAUGUCCCAAGACCAAGUGCUAUGCCAUGGAUGCCUGCUGAUGUAGAAAGGGAGAUAGUAGACUGGUGCUUUGAAAUGGCUAGGAUUGGGUAUCCUAGGACCAGACAGAGUCUGCCAUUGGUAGUCCAGCAUAUUGUUAAUCAAAAGAAGAAGAAAAUUUUCCAAAAUGAUAAUCUUCCAACUUUUGGAUGGACGAACAGAUUCCUGAAGAGACACCCUGAGGUGUCCAACCAAUGUCCAGUAAAUAUACGUCAAUUUAAGGCUACCUUAAACUCAAAAAAAAAGGGUACCUUAACCUCAAAAACAAUCUCCACAUUUCUCCAGAACUUGCAAUCCUUUUUAAUGGCUGAGGGCCUAAAUGCAAAUGAAUUCUUAAGCUCAUAUAAUGCAUCGCGAGUUUUCACCUGCAGUGAGACAGGUAUUGUCAUCAGCUCAGACGGGACUUACGAGGUUUGUGAUAACAAGGGGAAUCAAGAUGGUCGUAAAGUGUCAGGAAUGGGGAAGCCCUUGAUGACUGUCCUGUGCUGUGCUUCAGCUGAUGGAAGUCUCAUGAGGCCUUUUAUAGUUAAUAAAGGGAAAACUCCGACUGAAUAUGUGAAGCACCAGGAUUUGGAAGCAGAUUCUUACCAUAGAGGGUGUUCUGAUUCUGGGUUGAUGACAGCAAGCCUGUUUCAUGACUGGCUGGGUAACAUUUUUGAAAAUGAGCUUGUGAAAAAGAAUAUUAGAAGACCUGUUCUCUUAAUUCUGGAUGGCUUCUUAACCCACUUAAAUUUGGACACUCUAAGAUUUGCCCAUGAUAAGAAAAUUCUUAUAUACUACCUUCCUCCCUACUCCUCCCUUGCAUUGCAGCCACUUGAUGUGUCUGUAUUCAAGCCACUCAAGGCAGAGUACAGAAGGGUAUACAAUAAAAUCUUGGGGGAAAUUUCAUCCAUGGACAUGCCAGAGCAACAUUUGCCAUAUAUAUUACUGAAGUCCAUCAAAGAAGUUAAUAUACCUGAAAAUAUAAUAAGUGGAUUCAGGUCGACAGGUUUGGUCCCUUUCAACCACAAUGCCAUCGACACCUCCGAGUUUGCUACGGCAGAAAAAGAAGAGGAUGCUUCUGCUGUCCAACUUCCGGAGACCUCUACAGUUACAUCAGUAGUAGAACCCACAUCUUAUGCAUCUUAUGAGGAAAUCUUCAGCCAAGGUUUUAUCAUGGGACAAAGAGCACAGCUGAAGCGUUUAGAGGCUGUGGUCCCACUGGAUGAAUUAGCCCUUUACAAAAGCAGGAAGACUGAUUUAGGUUGGGUUCCUUCCCCAGGCACGCCUUACAUGGUAUGGAAGGAACUUGAGAUGAUUAAGCUGUGUCCUGCUGAGAGGAAUCCAUAUGCUGGGGAAACUCAGCCUCUGGCAGAUGCUAGUGAGAUUACACCUUUCCCACAAGCAAUUCGUUCUAAAAGUGGGCUUCAGUACCAACUUAGUAGUAGUGACAUCUCUUUACCUGGCCCAUCUGUGAUUCCCUCUGCAACAACACCUCCAGGAAUUGCUGAGCGAACAUCAGACUGUAAAAGAUACUUAAAGAUGAAUGAAAGGAAGGAAAGGCUAUUUGAAGAGAAAAAGGAGCAACAUAAGAAGGAAAGAGAGGCAAAAAAGCUGCACUUUGAAGAGUUGUUGUCCUUCUUUAAGAGUAAGACACCGUUGUCAAAGAAGGAAGAACCCCCCCUGUCACCUAUGUCUUCAGAUAAUGAAGAGCAAGAGCAGGAUUUAGAGCAGGACACAGCUCAACCUCCGGCAACAUACACUUCUUUGGUGAGGUUUCUUUAG